Messenger RNA from Gilbertella persicaria, 3819 nucleotides. RefSeq lists its product as uncharacterized. The transcript has 8 exons. The record is from RefSeq and is a predicted model, not a curated record. The coding region runs from base 1 to 3819 and encodes 1272 amino acids. Gene Ontology annotation, molecular function: protein binding; transcription corepressor activity. Lineage: Eukaryota; Fungi; Mucoromycota; Mucoromycetes; Mucorales; Choanephoraceae.
AUGGCUCAGUCGCAAAACAGGAGAAACACCUGGGAAGGGCCAAAUGGCCGCACCAUUGAAGCCAGAGCAUCCGAGCUUUUAAAUUUGUAUAUAUACGAUUAUUGUAAGAAGAGAAAGUUCAACCAAGCAGCACGAGCAUUUUCUUUAGAGGCAAAUGUGCCAACAGACCAACCGCCUCCUUUUGAUGUAUCGACAGGUUUUUUAGCUGAUUGGUGGAACGUAUUCUGGGAUAUUUAUUAUGCAAAAUCUAAAGAAGCUGAAGCUAGUAAAGAAGCGACCGUUAUUGAUGAGUAUCAUAAUUAUCUUCGGUCUAAGCGAGAUGAGGUAUUGCAGCAGCAAAGAGCAUUUAAUACGCAUCAAGCAGCACAACAACAACAGCAACAACAGCAACAGCAACAGCAACAGCAACAGCAACAACAACAACAGCAACAACAACAACAGCAACAACAGCAGCAGCAACAACAGCAGCAGCAGCAACAGCAGCAACAACAGCAACAACAGCAUCAACAACAGCAAGCACAUAUUCAACAACGCCGUGCCUCUGAAGUACAAAGAGUACAAUCACCUCAACUAUCCAUGCAUCAACAACAGCAACCACAACAGGAUCAACAAGCACAUCUACAACAACAAUCACAACCAUUAUCACGAGAUCCGCGUCCAUCACCAGCAAGUAGUACAGCAUCAUUACCAAAUAAUCCUGGUAAUCCUACAGCGCCUGGCACAGCGCCUAACACCAAUACGACACCUUCCGCUGCCGCUGCUGCCGCUGCUGCUGCUGCUGGUGGUGGUGGUGGUGGUAGUGGCAAUAUGCCUCCCCCUAAUAACCUUGUAAAUACACCCCAAAGUAUGCCUGCUAGUUUGCCACAACAACAUAUACCAGCAAGACAUACGGCCUCACCUUCUUUUUCUCCUCAACAAAUCCAACGAGGAGAUACUAUGGGCCCUAUGCCUGCUGACAUGAUGAAUUCACCCAUGGUAGGUCAACAAAUGCCCAUGCAGCCCAUGAUGACGCCUGCACAACGCGCUCAACAAGCUCAACAACAACAACAUGCGAUUGUCAAUGCAGCCAUGAACGCCGUAGGGUUGGGUGGUCGUGAUCAACAGUCACUUACGCCUGAAGAAAAGAAUAUCCUACAAAUGCAGAUUAGAAAAAUACAAAUGAGUCAACAGGUGAAUAUGAUGCGAAAUAAUCCUAUGAUGGCAAAUAGUCCACAAGCGCAAGCAAGGUUUCAAAUGCAACAACAAGCAAUGCUUCAACAACAACAACAACAACAACAACAGCAGCAGCAGCAGCAACAACAGGCUAUGCUUCAACAACAGCAACAUCAGCAAUCCAUGCAACAACAAGCUAUGCAACAGCAACAACAACAACAACAGGCUGCUGCUGCUGCCGCCGCUGCCGCCGCUGCCGCUGCUGCUCAACACCCACAACACCCUCAGCAGCCUCAACAAGGUACACCACAACAGCAACAAGCACAGCCUCAUAAUCCACAUGCAAUGAAUCAAAGUCCUCAAGUAGAUGGAUCUCAACGUGGUAUGGUGGGUCCAGUAGGACCUAAUGUGAAUGGUCAACCGAGGCCACAUUUAAUAGGUCCUGGAGGUCAAAUGGGCAUGAACUCCAAUAUGCAAAGUCCGAAUUUAAUGAAUGGCGGUGUUCCUUUUAAUGGUGAAAUGAAUCUGAUGGUUGCUCAACACAUGAUGAAUAAAGGUCAAAUGCCUGUAGGCUUAACUCCUCAGCAACAACAACAGCAGCAAUUGCUACUGGCCCAUCAACAACAACAACGUGUAAUGAUUGCUCAACGAAGAAUCAUACAACAGCAACAGCAACAGCAACAGCAACAACAGCAACAAGGUCAGCCGAUACCUCCUCAACAGCAACCUCCUCAACAACCUCAAGGCACACCACAACAACAAGUGCAGAGCUUACCUGGCCCACCUCAAACACCACCUGCACCCAUUGGUAGUCCAAACCCCAACGUGCCUGUAGGAAGUGGAUCCCCUGAAGGUGGAGAUAAAAAGAAAAAUAUAGCCAUUGCACUAUACCAACGUCGCCAAGUUCAUCAUGCAUUACAACAACAACAACAAGCACAACAACAGGUGCAACAACAAUUCGUUCAUCAUCCUAAACGACAAAGAACGACAGACGAUACUGUUGUAGGCACACCUUCUCAGCAACAGCUAUCACCUCAAUUACAACAUAAAAUGAGUCCUCAUAUCAUGAAUGCUCAAGCACCACAAAAUCCAAGUGAGUCGCCCGUGAUAUCCAUGCAACAAAGACUUGUAGCCCAACAAAGAAACCAGUUUGAUCAACAAUUAUCACCUACGAUGGGACGUAAUAGUCUCCCUGGAGGAACACCUCAGCAACAGCAACAACAACCACAACAACAACAACAACAGCGUAUGUCUUGGAAUCCAGUCAAUGAUUUAGGCUCGCCCAUGAACGAUGUACAAUCGCCUGCUGCUGUGAACAUGGUCAAUCAACAACAAAGCAUGAAUAAUAGUGUGCUUUCAUUUGAUCUGGAAAGAUUUAUGAUGGGUGAUAGUGGUGAUUUUGGCGAAAUGUUUGCUUCAGGAGAUGAAAACACAGACCAGAAUUUACUGAUGAGUGGUGAUGGAGGUGAUUUGGAUCCUUUUGGGGGAGGGUUCCUUGCUAGUAUGGGUGGCAGCCUUGACUUAGACAAUAACAUUCCUGUCACGUCUUCAGCAGCUCCUCCACCAGGCCAUCAUGGAAAUGCCUUAUCUCAUCCUCAACAACAACAAUCACAGCAACCACAACAACAGAUCAGCUUACAACCUUAUGCUGAUCUGUCAGGCCAUACAAACAAAGUAUCCACUGUCUCUUUCUCAGUGGAUGGACAGUGGUUAGCCAGUGCUGGUCAUGAUCGAAAAGUCAUGAUCUGGAAUGUACAGGAAAAAAAGACAGUCUAUACAUUAGAUGGUCAUACAGCCAAUAUUACCUGUGCACGAUGGAGCCUAGAUAACCGACAUUUGGUAGCCACAUCUUCAUACGACAAAACAUUGCGUAUUUGGGAUGUAGGAUCUGCCAUUGCUUGCAAAGAGAACGAAGGUGUUGUCGUUAAGGAAGAAGGCGAGUCAAAGAGCGAUGCUAAUGCAAAAGCUAGCAUGAUACCUAAGCAGUUGGUCAAGUUGGAUUGUCGCGCCCAAGUUACUGCUGUUGAUUUUGCACCUGAUCGACCUGAUACCAUUUGCUCUCUUGAUGCUGAAGGCGAACUCAAAGUUUGGAACCUAAACACAUCGAAUUGCGAAAAAUCAUUCAAGAUGACACAAUCCAAAUCAGGAUUUUCACCUAAUCCUAUGCGAUUUCACCCAAGAACAGCGAAUAUUUUAGCUUGUGCAGUUGGUAAUCAAAUCUACAUCAUUGAUAUUCUGUCCGCCAAAAGUAAUACAACCAAUAAUAAUGAUAAUAUGGGCAUUCGAACAAUCACAACAGACCAUGGCAAGAACAUUUGUUCAUUCGAUUGGUCUCCCGAUGGUAGUUUCCUUGUCGCAUCCUCUGAAGACAAGAUUUGUGUCUAUGAAACUUCACAUUGGAAAUGCGUUACAAACCAAAUGCCUCAAUCCAAAAUCUCUGGUUGCGCAUUUAUCAAUGGUGGCAAUGACAAGCUCCGAUUACUUUAUGGUGGAUAUCAAGAUAUCUUUUUAUGGCAAUGUGGCAUUCCAGGCGCUCAACCUAAAAAGGCAGGUUCACAGUCAGGCAUGGUUGUGAGCAUUGCCUGUUGUCCUGUAGCAGGGCAAACUGUGGUGGCAUCUGCAAGUCAUCAUCCAAAAGAAAAGAAUUUAGUGUUAUGGACUAUUUAA